AUGAGAAAGAACGAAAAAAAAUAUUUAUUGAAACUUUGCAAUCAAUAUUUGAGUUUAAGUUUUAUUCAACUUUUUAUUGUUUUGCUUUGUGAUAAUUAUCAAGAAUUCAACACAUCGUUUACAACUUUGAAUUUGACAAUUUCUAAUGCUUCCUUUGAAAAUGUCACACAUAAUGGAACACAUCAAAUAUUAUUUAAAGAUUUCGUUUUAAAUGCUUUAUGGACAUUUGCCUUCAACUGGUCAUCGAAUUCAACAAAAAUAUUGGAAGCUAUCAAAUAA
Clunio marinus is the source of this 279-nucleotide messenger RNA. NCBI's taxonomy places the organism in Eukaryota, Metazoa, Arthropoda, Insecta, Diptera, Chironomidae. The record is from the annotation of a GenBank genome assembly.